AUGACUUUUGUGUAUGUACUUAGUGGAUGGGAAGGAUCUGCAUCGGAUUCAAGAGUCCUUAGAGAUGCUAUUUCAUGUCGUAAUAACCUCAAGAUAUCAAUUGGGAAUUAUUAUUUAGUGGAUGCUGGUUAUACUAAUUGCAAGGGGUUUCUAGCACCAUAUAGGCAUACUCGAUAUCAUGUACGAGAAUGGACCUAUGGUAGAAAUGCACUUAGAAACUUUCGAGAAUAUUUUAACAAGAAACACUCUUCAGUUAGGAACAUUAUUGAGCAUUGUUUUGAUUUACUGAAGAAGAGAUGGGCAAUUUUGAGGAGUCCUUGUUUCUACCAAAUCAAGACACAAAAUAGAAUAAUUAUUGCAUGUUGUCUAUUACAAAACUUUAUUCGGCUUAAUAUGGACUCCGAUCUUGAGGAGGACAUAUUACUUGAGAAUGAGCAAGUGCUUAUUGGAGAGGAGCAUGGUGAUAAACAAGAUGGCGAUGAUGAAAUGAUUGACAGUGUAGAGGGCAGUAAUGAAUGGACAGUUUGGCGAGACAACUUAGCACAUGAAAUAUUUUAUAUUGUAAGACUUAAUGGUGGAACUGUAAUCGUUAUUGAUGUUGUGUUUUGA
Messenger RNA from Arachis ipaensis, 609 nucleotides. NCBI's taxonomy places the organism in Eukaryota, Viridiplantae, Streptophyta, Magnoliopsida, Fabales, Fabaceae. The record is from RefSeq and is a predicted model, not a curated record.